AUGCCGCGGGUACCGCCGCCAUCAAUGCUCAAAAUGCUUAUGCCCGCGGUUGCUGGUUGCAGCACUGCAACAUCGAAUGCGUCCGUGGUUGCUGCAUCAAUUGAACCUUCGGCUUCUAUUGAGCGUCUGGUAAUACCUGUGGCCCGAGAUGUAGCCGUGAGGGAUUACUGCAAGUGGGUGGAAUCGAAGGAAGACCCCAAGCCGGGUUUGGCGGGCAAAGAAUCCAUUUCAGAACCUUCUGAGCGGUGGUCUUGUCGUAGCUAG
Uncinocarpus reesii 1704 is the source of this 264-nucleotide messenger RNA. RefSeq lists its product as uncharacterized. The transcript is spliced from 2 exons. The record is from RefSeq and is a predicted model, not a curated record. Lineage: Eukaryota; Fungi; Ascomycota; Eurotiomycetes; Onygenales; Onygenaceae. Bases 1 to 264 code for a protein of 87 amino acids.